CCGGGAGACACCACCGCCACUAUCUCAGGUGGGAUGGCAAAACCCAUAUCACUCAUCACAGACGACGUCAUGUCAACAUCACGUGACACCGCUAAUCAAGGCUGCAGAGGCUAAGUAGCCGAAACUUGUCAGGUACAAGACUGUUUUAUGUUUGUUUUGUUUACUUUUCUGGUCUUUAUAGAUGAACCGUUUUAUAAAUUUAUCAUCAACAGGCCGAAUGAACCUCUUUGGUAUGCACUUAUAUUGACCUUUGUACCAUUUAGACCAGUAAGGUUGUCCACAGUAGCAGCUCCAGCAACAACCCAAGAAAAGGCAAGAGAGCUUAGGGAGGUCUAUGGUAGGUAACUGUAAUAGGAAAUGAUUAAAAGUCAGUGAUAUGCACGAGGUUGAUAGAGGAGAGACAGCUGUAAGUGUAAGCUUAGUUGAAAAUAAAAACUCGGACUUACUCUUCAAAGUAGAGAGGUCGCUGCCUCUCAGGCCUGGACUGGUAUAAGAUUACCAUGAAGAGGGGCCUGGUUCUGGCUCUACCUCCCAUACUAGUUUUCAGACAAUACAAGAACCACAUGCAGGUCUGAGUAUGAUAUUCAAUAGGGGUAAAAAAAUAAAUUUAAUAAUGAUAACUUUAUUUUUUAUAGCACUUUUAAAAUCAGAAGUUUACAAAGUGCUUUGACAAACAAUUGUAAAGCAUCAGCACAUGGAAAUAAAAACACAUAAAAAACAAAAAGCUCAGUUAAAAACAAGGCCUCCGAAUUGAAGGCCGAUUUCAUUUGUCAUAAGAAACCCAGACAAUACAAGAACUUUACAACAUAAAAUGAGACCAUAAGGACUAAAAUAAAAACAUAAUAUAGGUAAGAAUAAGAAGAAAUGAAAUUAAAAAAGGGGAUAGAAAGCAAGAAACAGGAUGCUAAAUAUAAAAAGACGAUAUUCAUCAUAAUAAUCAAAUCAUAAUUAAAUAAAAAUGAUGGUAAUAUUAAUGAUAAAAUGGAAUAACAUAAAUGAGCAGAGAAAAUACAACAAAAUCAAUAAAAGGUUAAAUAUGAGAAGAUUAUAAGUAAAACAAAGACUAAAAGGGCUGUAAGUCUAAAUAAGACAGAGGUAAAAGAGAAAAGUCUCGGUAAAAGUAAGUUUUUAAAUUUAACUUAAAAAGAGCGACUGUCUCUGCACACCUUAUCUUCUCUGGCAGGUCAUUCCAAAGCCGAGGGGCUUUAUAUAAGCAUUACAAAUAACCUGAAACAACCGCUUUCCUUUAGAUGUGCUGACUCUCCUCAUAGUCAUCAGCAUUAAAGCGAAAGCACUAAAGUUAGUCUGAGUUUAAUAAAAAUCUGUGGUUAUUGUAAUACAAAGCAAAACAUAAUAGAAAGCUGUCAAGACAACAGUGAUCGACAUUUCACUUUCAAAGCAAUUACAGGUUGCUUAAAUAUGCGCUGAUAUCUUUUCAUGACGUGACAAACAAUCACACAACAAUGACAUCCAAACAUGCCUCAUAUGUUCGAGUUGAAAGUGAAUAAGACCUGGAAGAAAAGCAUAAAUUAAAUCUGACCAAAGUUGGUUUACAUGAAAGAAAUCUUGGUAGAUUUGCAUUUAGUAAAGUAAAACAUUGGUUUCACUUGUUGGUGUUUAUAGUUUUCUCAUUGCGUGAUGCUGCUGUAACCUGCAUUUUAUGGAUGCAGCAACCAACUAUGUCUACAGACAACGGUUUGUGGAAGUGAUUUUGAGCCAGUACUGUGAUUUCCACUUCAGAGACAUGACUGUUUUCAAUGUAGAGCCACUUUAAGGCCUGAGGAUCCCCACCCCGUCAUGGAUUUCAGCCUCUGUACGAAGAUUUCUCCGGACUAAAUGAAGUUGGGUACAAACUUUUAGAAUUAUCAUACCAAAUCUAUUUUCUCACGCAGUCUCUCACAUAGUGGUGAACUCUUAACAGCUGAGAGACAUAGAUUUUCCUGUUUUAUAUACAUAUUUGUCAUGUUACUAACUUGUUGACAGUUUACCAGGUGUUUUGUUUUCAGGAUUGAUAUGCUAUCAAAGUUUUACCUGUGUGUGCCCAUGUGUUACAUUACAUCUGCAGCUCUACGUGAGUAAUUUUGUGUACAAAAAAAGACUAGAAACCCAGUCACAGGUCAGCCCCUGAUGAUUAUAGAUGAGAGCUCUCAGCGAACAGGAGGAGUGCUGUGUGUGGGCGCGGCUGAUCUAAAUUGGUUUCUACAUAUUUACAGGUGUAGGUAUGUGUGGAACUCGUUCUGUGUAAAUACUACCGUGUUAUAUGAGUCAGAGAGGACAGCUUUUUCAUUUUCAUCCUGAUAAGUGACAGCCACACCUUAGUGUUGAAGGAAACAUGGGCAUAAAAAAACAUGUUAGGCUUCUUGUUUGAACGUUUUCUCUUUUUAAGCUAUGCCACUGAUCUUAGCUAUGAAUGGCAUGAAACAAAGAAAGCCAAGUUAACUAUGAAUUACAGUGUUUAAAUGUGAUCCAAGUAAACGAACCAGGCUUAUCUCUGAAGUCUUGCACAAUGUGGAGUUCCAACAGGUGGGUGAGUGACUGAAGUUCAGAGGUGCACACAAUAACAUGAACACAUGCAUUAUAAUGCAACCCGUCUGCAUCAGUAGUGUUAAAGUGAUUUAUUUUCAUUUGGAUUGGUUUGCAUUAUCAAAAGCACGUCAUAUUUAAGGUUCCUCUAUGACCUUUCUACCAUCAAUGAGAGCUGUCAUCAUUACUGACCAGCUGUACCAUCAAAAUGAAGAGAGAAAAAACAGCUCUACUGAGACCCAUACGAAUAUAUUUGCUGAUGCAGCCAGUCAGUGAUGAUUAAAUGCAGCUCUUCAAAUAUUAAUCAGACCAUCAAGUAGAUUAACAUUUUAUUAGCCAGCAGUUAAUCAUAAAAAUUAAUGGUACAGCUGAGUAUGUGUAAUGUAGAUAAUACUGAGAUCAUCUGAUGAAGAGGUGCAAAAAACUGCAGUUCCUUCAGUGUCCACUAGAGGGUAUCUGCAAAAGUGGACACUGGAAAAUACAGUUGUUCCUCAUUGUGUCUUUUUUUCCCCUUCACACACGUUUACAGAAAAAAAAGACUCCAAGAGUUCAAUAUUUUCAUUUGUAGCAAGGAAUCAAUUCAAGUAUUUGAAUGACAUGAAACUUUAAUAUUUGACAUGAAAAGGUCUCUUAUAUAUAGUUUUUUAAAAGGACAUAUCAAAGAGCACAUUUUUGCAGGUGAGAUGUCUUUAUUUUUUUAACAUCUGAGAUCCAAACAAGGUCCAACUUCAAACGGUGCAUGCACUCACGAAGGUCCACCAUGUCUGCAGCAGGGUCCUUCUCUCAACCCAAACCUUAGGGCACGUCUUACCAGUGCUUACUUUUGCAGGGUUAUGAAGGUUGUUUUGGGGGUACAUUUGCUUCUCUCAGCAGUGAUUGUUAGGUCUGUUUUGAAAAUACCUGAUAUUAGCUUUUUUUCAGCAGCAUUUUACAAUGAUAAUAUGAAAAUAAUGAUAUUGUUGGAAUUUCCCCCGUGGGUCCAUUAAAGGAACAUCUUAUCUUAUCUUGAUAUGAUUUGGGUCGUAGCAUGAGCUCUAGCUUUAUUUCUGAAAAUCGUUGUUUUCUAGAACAAACUCUUGUGAGUUUCUCUGAAAGGACUUGUCCUGUUUCUAUUGACAAAGCGUAUAUUAGAAGUCCCGCCCCCUUCUUCUGAUCGGCAGAUGAUCAAGUAGUGACACUGAUGAGACUUGGGGUGAACUUAAUCAACUGAGAGCGUAGCGGCAAAACAACGCACACUGGGUUUGUUUUAGGUUUUUAAAAAACCUGUUUUGGUUCAUCAAGCUCUUUUUUUUCUGUGGCAGGGUUUACUUUUUCAUGACACUUUCAAAGAUUCGAUCCGGGCUUACAGUUGUGCUUUAUUAGUCAAAAUUACGGGUGUGGCUGAUUUGGCUGACACGUGUCGUUAGGCCUUGGCCCAGUUUCUAGACUAGCCUGUAGGCAGUUGUACUCAGUGUUUCGAUGACCACUUUGUUUGGAAUUUAUCACACCUUCGAAAAAUAAUAACAUUGCUAUAUGCUGCUGUACACAAGUUCACCAUCUUCUGUCUUUUUUCUUUAUCUUUUAGUAUAUUGUCCAGUAUAAAAUUUUGGGCUCAGUUUGGAGCUUUAAUUUGCCUCCAUAGAUAAAAAAAUGACAGUAUGAGAGAUAAGAAUUAAAACUAUAAAUCUGAGGGCUAAAAAACCCCCAAAAUUAGCCUUAAUAAUAAUAAAAUCACCAAUGUAGGGGGUCCAUGUUCAGGUUCACUCCAUUCGACCGCUUUGAAAUCGUCCCAUUUAUCAUUUCAUCCAUUGUUUCUGUUCAAAUAAAUUAAAGCCACUCUAAGUACUGCUGAGGUCAAAGGUCACGGUCAAGUGAGACCAACAUUUUCCCUCAUCACUCACCCCCUCCUUUCUUGUCCUGUCACACAUUCCUCUGUGUGUGAUCUCGCUUCCUUUUCACCUUUUUGUUUCCUCCUCUCUAACCCUCACUCUCGCCCUGCAGGUAUGUGGGUGUGGGGUUUUGGAGUAACUGCUCUGGGUGUGUGUGUCAGACACACCCACCGCAAGCAUGAGCCGGAGCAGCAUGCUGAGCAGACUUCUUCCACUGAGGCAUAAAGACAUUGUUUAACUCUACAAGCAAAGAUGCUUAACACAUCCAUACCCCCACCCCUGCUUUACUGUGCAGGACGCAUAUUUGUACCUGUGCCAGCACACACAUACUCUGACUGUAGAUAGUAUGCAUGCUCUGCAGCUCCGCAUACAGUCUUUGUUAUCAGUAUUUUUUUUCCUUUUCUUUUCUGGCAGCAGGUGGAGUUUGAAAUCUUUGCAGUAGACCUUGACUCUUUGUUUGAGAUAACUUCUCAGGGUGUGUGUCUGAUAACUGGUGAUGGAUAAAAUAACCUGCAGGUCAUGUUACAAGUGUAGUAAAACCUUUGAGGAAGACAAGCUAUAAAGCUCAUGUGAAGAGUUUUUUUUUUUUUAACUUGAUUACACAACAAAUUAAAAGUUUAACCUCUGUAUGACCUGCCAAAAUAAAAACAGGUAUCAGCAGGAACAUUAUGUAUAUCUGUAUGACUGAGAUAUUUGUCCAAAAACAUCACUUAAACAUAGAUAGAGCAAUAUUAGUGAAGGUGUAAUCAAUCCAAGUUUAUUUGAUAGCACUAAACUCUAGCAGGUUUUCCCGGUCACUUUAGGGGACCAGGUCUAGAUCGCACUCCUGAACCACUUUGCAGCAGUGGCAAGGAAAAAUGUAUCCUUGAUGGCUUAUAACUUGAUUAAAGGAUGAUUAGAUUAAAGAGCAAAUAAAUUGGGUUCAAUGUUGGGCUUUUGCAGCAUAUGGAUUAUAACAUUAACUGCUUUAAAAAUGAAAUCGUGCAAAAAAUAAUCAAACUGUAGUAAUGUGAGUUUUAUUGUGGUGGUCCUUUUCACUGCUAGGCAGAGAUGAAGAAGAAGCAGCAGCUGCUGUUGAGCUCGCUGUAGCAUCUCUCUGACAGAUGAAGAGACACUUUAAAAAGUGAUGUUGAAAGAUUUGUUGUGAAUUUAAAAUGUGUUUGUGCUUCUUCAGGUUAGUCAUCAUUGAACAUUUAACCUUUUAAACUGUUUUGUUUGGAUUCAGUCCUGUAAUUUACAAUCAACCAAAAGUAGUGAACUUCAAAUUUUGUUAUAACUUCUGGAUAUACUAUAACUUUUAUAACUGGGUUUUGUAAAGCUCUGCUAGCAGGUAAAACAAAGUAUAUAUUUAUUUCACAAGUAAAAGUUCAGGUAAGUGAAACAAAUGAUAGAAAAUAAACAGUAUGACAUGUAAAACAGCAAAGCUGUUAUAUUUAAACUCUGAGUACAAAUCGAGACAUGUUUUUUUUCUAUUCUUCAUGUCUGUUAUUGUCACAUGAAUUCCUCAUGACAUUUGGACAUUGUUUUUAUUGUCAUUUUUUCUUUAUAAGGUAUUUUCAGAUUUUAAAAACCAUGUGAGAAAACCUUGUUGCAUGGAUUUAACAUAUCAAUGAGUCACGUGUCACUGUAGGUUGUUAAACCUCAGGUAUAAAAUGGCAUGUAGAUGUUGUGAUAAUGUUGACCUCUCCACUGUGGCUGGAGAAAACAUUAAUUGUAAUACUGGAGGUUUAAUACAACUGAAACAUCUUUUGAGGCUGAUGCACAUUAUCACUUUUCGACUAAGCGUACAGACGGACAUGCUUUAAGAAGUUACUCACCCUUCAUAUUGAGUCCAAUAACUUGAUUUCUGAGGUGGGGACUAAAUUGUUUCUGUGGUCACCUGAGGGUGAAGUGACGUUACCUGACCUGCAACCUAAGACCUAAACCAAUCCGUCUUGGAGAUUUUGGACGCUGAGCACAGUCUGCAGGAAUAACAGCAAAACCUCAGUGAACGCAGUGACAGCUUUGAUGCUGAUUUAUUGACUGUUUUGUAUGGCUUUUUACUGCUUUAGAGUACAAUGGACUGGUACACUAAAAUAUUUCUAUAUCUCUCUAUAAGUACUGAUCAUCAAACUUCCUCUUUAGUGUAUAUUUUAAUAUGUCAAUUAAUACAAAUUUGUGUAUGCUUCCCCCCCCCUCCUAUAGAUUUUAACCAUGUGUUAUACCACACAGGAAUACUUCAAUGACAUAUCCAUUUGUCAGGUCUACAUGAACACUAAAGAGGAAUUAUGAUUUGAUUUCCAGCCAUGGAGUGACUUGCUCUGCUUCAUUCCUCUUAGAUCAUAAGUGUUGAAACAGUCAGUGCUUUAUAAUCAUGCCACGUCUUGUGUCGCAUGGACCUGAUAACAGAGCUGCUGUUGUAUCAGGUCAGAGAGAGAUAUCUAAUCCUAGAGGGAGGUGUGUGGAGGGAGAGAAAAAACACUGAUGUGUUCAAAAAGUGCAGAUAGACUCAGCAAGUAUGAGAGAUAUGCUUUUUUUUUUUUAGUAUUUAAGAAUGAUGUAAAGAGAGAGCAGACUCCUCUAACAGGAAUGGAUGCUUUAAGGGAAGAAUAAAAAGUCAGACGAGGGCUGUGGAGAGUAGAACAGGUCCGCCCGGUCUGCUCCUCCACUGCUACUUUUCCUGACGACACACCUGUUGGCCUGGGAGGAGCUGAGACAGGUGGACGCUCCUUUAACUGUGUGAGUGUGUGAGGCAGGAGGGGGACAAGCCACAAGAAUCAAGAAGGAGUGCAAGGAGAGAGUGAGGAGUCGGAAGGAACAGUUGGACUCAGAUUACAUAAACAGGCCUCGAGACGGGCUGCCCAAGAUGUCGAACAAAAAGGAUAACAGUCCUGUGAAGCUCAGCAAGUGAGUCCUGACACUUUGUGUUGAUAUCUAUGUGUGUGUGAAUGUGAGUGUAGGUCAUGCGUUAGUGUCAUGUUACCAUCCCUUGUCUUGUUUCCUCUCUUUUGCUUUCAUUUUUUCCCUGGCGGGGUGCAUGUGUGGCGUACAGGAAUCUUUCUACCACAAUCCUGUUUGUGUUUGCACAGGGAGCGGGCUCUUUUUAACCCUCGGACUAUAAAAAGCGUCAAAAAGUGAAGAACCAGGAUGUGACCCUUAAGAAACAUUCAGUGUGUCAGACUCAAACAUGCAAAGUUCAUUCAAGCUUUAAGAAAACAGAGCGCAUCAACCUUUUAAUUCAAUCUUUUCUUCAUAUAUAUAAACAGAACCCUGCCCUGUCCUGUUUACCAUAACAACACCACCAUGUUACUAAUGGAGUAUAUUUAACUGAUUGUUUUCUCCUCACCUCAUCUGACUCCUUUUAUUUUUUAUUUAUUUUAUAUGUGUCUUUGCCUAAGGUGUGUAUGAGGCUCUGAUGCCUCUCAUUUGACCAGUAAUGUGACUCAUAAAGCUUUUUGGUCAACACGGUGCCUUCAAUGCCCUGAUCCAGCCGGGGCAGUUUAUAAAAGAGGCUGCAGCUUGUUGUCAUAGCUAUGCAGUUGAACCAGUGGUUGUUUGAGUAAAGGAGUGACUCAGUACAUGCUGCUAUCAGUCAUGUUUUAUGAUUAUGGAGGUGCACACAGUCAUAAAUGUGUAAGGGUUUGUAAUGUGUAACCCCCUCAUGAAGUGAUUAAGCAAGUGUUUAUCUCCCCCCCGGUGCAAGCUGUCAGCCUGGGACCGAGGGGACACAUUUGCACGCCUUCGCAGUGGGGCGUGUCGUGCAGCCAGAGGCUUGAUGACAGCAGACAGGGAAGGCUGAGGGAGCGGCAGGGCAGGGUCUCACUCCUGCUGUGUCUGUUUGUCUUAAUCAGCACAGUGACACACGAGUUUGAAUGGAAGUAAAUGAGUCACUUUAACUGUGUUUAAUGUGAUGCUCGUACGCAUUCACUAUGCAGAGGUAUGAAUAUUCAUGAUUAUGCAAGAGUUAGUUUCAGUUAAAUGAUCUGGUUGGAUAAGAGGCAUUCCAUUAGAGCUAAUACAGACUGAAACAGCACCUGAACUUUCUAGAAUAGUGUCACUGCCUCAGGUGUUGUGGCGAAAAUGGGUUUUCAUAACUUUGUGCUUCUCUGUUUAAUUUGUUGUUAGGAUGCUGGAAUUACACAGCAGUUUAGUUAAAGUUAGAUUUCCCUAUUGUAUCUGAUCAUAUUUAAUUGUAUUGAAUCAUAUCAAAUUAUAAUAUAUUGAUAUUUUGUAUCAUAUCAUACAGUUUCAUACUGUAUCUUAUUGUAUUAAAUCAUACCGUAUCUACUGUUUUAAAUUAUGUCAUAUUAUAUAAUAUUACAUAAGUCCACAUCAUGACAUGCCAUAGUGUUUGUAUCUUGGUUGUCAUCAUAAUGUAUCACAUAACAUAGUAUCAUAUAUCAUAUAUCAAAUCAUAGUAUAUCGUUCUCAAUCACAUCAUGUUGAAUUGAUUCAUGGUAUGGUAUUGUUUCGUAUCAUCCAAUUUUGUCUCCUAUCGUUUGAUAAGGAAUUAUACCGUGUCAUAUUGUAUCACCUCGUAUCAUAUCCUUCUUUACUGUAUCAGAUCUGUUGUAUCAUACUAUAUACAAAUCUAUCAUACCAUACCAUAUCGUAUUCUGUUGUACUGUGCUGUACCCUAUAAUUUUAUAUCAUAUAGUAUCUUGUUCUAUCAUUUCAUUUCCUCUCACAUAGUAAUAUAUCGUAUUGUUCCAUUGUGCGACACAUCGAUUUAUCGAUAUGGAAUCAAAUAAUUUCAAACUGAUCAUAUCUUAUCCAGUGUAUUCCUCCAUCUCCUUACUCACUGAACGAUAAAGAGAUAAAGACAUAUGCUACACAGAGUAGGAAACCUUUAAUGAGCUAAUGGACUGAGUGAAAACACAAAAAAAACAACCUGUGUAUCACUGUGAGAACUACCAUUAUUUUUAACAUGCUUAUAUCAAAGCAGUAUCACAUCCAAAGUCACUUGGUUGUGCUGAAUACAAGCAUAGUGGUUUUAAUCUUCCAUAACUUAGUGUAGUCGUGCUAAUAUUGUGUACAAAGGCAUGACUUGGAAGGUUACAUUACUUUAUUAUUAUAACAAGAAUCAGGUCUGCUGCUUAGACAGAUGAUCUCAGAAAUGAAUGAAGCCAUCUGCAUGUUUUACUCCUGCAGCACAGAAAAGAGGAAGCAAUCAGUGACAGAGGAACUGAUGAAACUUCAAAAUACACAGAAUUAGUGAUAUUAGUGAUAUUGCUGAAGUAAUGCAAAACCUUUAAAUCAACCCAGGUUUCAAUUAUAUAAAAACUAAGAUUUCAAGAGUAAAUGAUAACUUUCAAGGGGACUGAAGAAUGACACCCUCAUAAUUACUUUAAAAUAUGACAAAAUACGUGUUUUUUUUUCUGCCAAAGAGCCCGUCAUUCAGCUCUGCUUGUUUAUGUUUGGAGGUCAAAUUUUCAAAAAGUCACAGUAUUUAAAAAAAUGUUUGGCACUCAAACCAUUUAGAGAGAGUAAGUUCAGCAGCAGUGUCAGUGAAAGUCUAAAGCAAUGACUGAACAGUUGAUUAUUGAGUAAAUCUGUUAGAAAUUAUAGUCAAGUGUCAAUAAAUUCCUUUUUAAAAGAAGAGGAACAAAAGAUUUGAGUGACCUGAGAAAAAGAAACGACUUCAGUAGAGCGUCAAGUACACCUGAGUUUUGCACCACUGGGAGCAAUAAAAAGGACUAAUGGCCUCCUUUACUCCGCCUACCGCGAGCCAUAAUGUCUGACUACAACUAAUGACAGUGCUGGUUUGAUAAGGGCCGGAUGGCGGCAGGAAUGUCAGUGUUAAACAAGGACCGCAUUCCUGGCGGCUGCUGGGAGGGGACAAUAGAGGGGGACAUAACCCCCACCUCUGCCACAGUGUGUCCUGUGGGUACUGAUCAGGGUGUGACAGAAUAAAUAGUUGGCGUUCAUAUCACUGCGGAGGAGGAAUGACUGAACAAACAGACAGAGAGCACAAACAGGUCUGCAGGAAGAGUGUCUGAGUGACAGUGAGGAAGCGUGUCUGUCAGUGAGAGGAGUCUUUGUUGAAUGAUUCCCUCUGACACAUAAUAUUUUAGUCAACGUUUAUUCCCAAUCCAAAGGUUAAAAGUAACUACAUUACAUCAAUACUGGGUAGCAGUAAUACAGAAGACUAGGAGGGCUUCUGAAUUUUUACUCAAGGUUUGGCAGUUUUCAGAAUUCUGUGGUUAAAUUUUGACAGUAAAGGUCAUGUGGGGACCUUUUUUGUCUGAUUUUGUCAGAGGCACCUCUUAUUUUUGUGGGUUUUGCUGUGUGUAUAUGAAUAAAAACCUCAUCAUACUUAGGGUGACCAUAUGUCCUCUUUAACCCAGACAUGUCCUCUUUUUUGGGGGGGCUGUCCGGCUUUGUCUGGGGAAGUUUAUCAAGUCUUUCAGAUGUCCAUGAUUUUGUACGGAAGUUUUGAGUUUGUGUCACGUGGACUUACUGAGUUAGAAGCGCAUAAAAGACACUCGAUCUGACCCGAAAAACUCUCAAAAUUAACUGCGCACGACUCUGUGACUCUCUGCCCCCGCGUACAUGUGUCCUCUUUUGGAAAGUCAGAAUAUGGUCACCCUAAUCAUACUAACUUUGACCAAUCAAUCAUAUCACUUGCAACAGGCUGUUUUCAAAGUGUGCUACUCACAGCGUUGGUAGAAACAAUCAGUCAUCAGACUGACGGCCUCUUCUGCUUUUGUUGGUCUUAUAGAGACAUCAGGUUCAAUUUCAGUCUGAUUUAUAACCAGCUAAAAACUGGAGCUUUAAUCUCUAUAUUCUUGGAAAAAAAGUGAGCAUUUUGAGAUCCCGAGCGUAGCAGUUUGCCUCAUUCCCUCACUGCAAAAAGGUUUCCGGUUUGAAUCCCUGGCCUUGCAGGGGCCUUUCUGUGUGGACUUUGUAUGUUCUCCAUGUGCAUGCAUGGCUUCUCUCAGGGUACUCAGGGGAAAUCUUAGUAGUUGCUUUUUAAAUACGCCUUCUUGUUUUUUUUUUUAUUAUCUGAUUCAGAAUCUUGACUUUUUCAUCUUACAUUUUCGCUUAACGUUCAUAAAAUACUUUCUGACUUUUCUCUUGGAAUUUGACUGUUCUUCCAUAAAACUGUCGCUUGGUGUUGCCAGAGUCAUCACCCAGCUCAUGUUCAUUUUCAUUGGCAUAUUUACCUAAAUUAAUUGGUAUAGAAAUGCUUUCACUCCAGUAUAUCCAAUCCAUGUUAAAUCUCUGUCACUCUUAACCACUACAUGAACUAACACGAGGAAAAACUCCAAUUCUUGUGCAAAAAAACCAUUUGUACCCACUUUUUUAUGAAGUGGUAAUAAUAUUUGGCCAGGAUAAACAUAAAAAUGCUGUCUUUAAAGUAAUGCAUUAGAAAUAAACAGUCUUUGGUAUAAGGAGCCACUCUGUGCUUUAUGAGUACAAGUUUUAAAGUGUUAUGCUCUAAAAAUUGGUUCACAAUGAAUACAGAUCUGUAUUAGUAUGGACUAUAUCUACACCAAAUACUCACGUUGUACUGGACUUGAAAAUUUCAGUAUCUCCUGCAAAACUGAAUUAAAAGUCCAGGAUUUUCUGUAAUAAUGUAUCCACAAAGAAACAAAGCACUGUAUCCUGAAAGUGGAUUUUUUUGUUUCACAGUAAUGCUGAAAGAUACAGGAGGACACAGUUUAAUCACUGAUACAAUGAUCUGACUAACUGUACUCUACAAAAACAGCAAGAAACACACCAACUUCCGUACAUAACCACUGUAUUUUUGCUCCUCUCUCUUUCUGUGUUGCAGGAGUCAGGCCAAUGAGCUGGCCGUGGUGAUCGCUCGCAUGCAGAGGAAUGCAGACCAGGUUGAGAAAGACAUUUUAAAAUCAGAGCAGCUGAUGAGCGAGGUAAGACCAAACCCUAAGUUUAAUCAGAUAACAAAGCUAGAUUUAGUUCUCUCUCUCUCUGUGUGUGCUUCCUGUCUGUGACCAUGUCUCAUUCUUAUAUUUUGAUCAUUUUAAACUGUGAUUGGUGUGCUUUCUUGGCCUGAUCUCCUUCAUGAGAGAAAUGUCUGUUUUUAGGCUAAAGAAAGCUUAAUAGAUUGGAAAGUCAUCAACGCACACCAGAGCAUGUGACUGGAGAAAAAAAAAAUCUAACUCAGACAAAAAAAAUAGUUUGAUUAACCUAAGACAGACUUGAUAUAACACCUGAAAACUUUGUUGUUGUCAAGCAUGUCUUAGUUUUUAUCAAAAUUGCCUUUUAUAAAACUCUAUGAUAUGGCUACAGAGUCAACCUUUCAAUAAACUUAUACCCAGUACAUACUUGAAGAAAGGUUUCAUUGAGGUUGCAUAUAAUAGAGCAACACAAAUCUUAGGUGGUUUGCAGUUCCAGCAGACUACAUUCAUGUUAUUUGGUCCUGUCCACCUCUUCAGUCUUUUUGGAAAGGUUGGAGAAUUUAAUUUCAGACACUUAGAUAAAACAUAGGAUUAGUUUAUGUUGUAUCUUAGCUAGGAUUAGUUACCUUUGUGUUAGCUACCUUUUCAAAAUUCAUGAAGGUAUAGAAGAGGCUUAUACAGUUUAAUGUCUGUAAUAUACCAGUUUUGACAAUAAUGUCUUUUAUAAACAAUUACAUAUUAAUUAUGUACUACUAAAAUAAGUACACCUUGAGUUCGUACUAGUAGUUCUGCGGGCUGGUUGCCUCACGUCUUUGAAACGGAAGUAGACGACGACGUAGCAGACUGCUAGCAAGCUAACAGAGGCCUUGAGAGGUGAUUAGAAACGUUUCAAAACUGAUAUUUAAAGAUUUAUUGUGAACCUAUAAACAAUAUUAGAGCUUUAGUCUCUUCAGUUUACUCAUCAAUUGAACAGUUACACUUUCAAAACCGUUAUUUAAGAGUUUUCAUUCAUAACGUCCGAGCUACCAGAAGAAGAAUCCUUCAAAAUAAGAGCAUAAACACAACGUGUAUGGAAUACAGCAGCCGGUAAAGAAAUAAGGACAAAAAGUUUCAAAUUGAAAGCAUGACAAACGGAGCUGGUACUGUGGAUAAAUUAACGGAGCUGGUACUGUGGAUAAAUUAUUCAUUAUAACAGUAUAUGUAAGGAAAUUGUGUUCAUUUGUUAAGUUUAAGGAGUUGUGAUACUCCACCCUCGUCUUAACUUUCCUUAAUUUGACUGAUUGUGAUGUUUUUCAGGUGUCCAUGAAUAUCACAAUUAUAUCAUCAGUGCAAUAUGUUAAACUCAGAUGAAAAUCUAACACCAUAAUCAUUGUUUACUCUAGUAGUGUGGGAAAAUAAUUUGACUUAAGCAAGAGAAAUGAGGUGAACUCUGGGGAAAAUGGGAUUUUACAACCACAAAGACUCAUAAUCUUUCUCGUAUGUCCUACUUCUGUGUUUACUUUGCACUGAACCUGUGUCUAUUCUACUCAUUUUCUCUGAUUGUAAAGCUGUUUCUUAACUUGCUUUUUUGGGUUGUCAUUGUUCAUAAACAAUUUUAUAUAUGAAUUCUGUAGGUGAAAACUCCAAGAUCAGGUACAAUUUUUACAAUUUAGAUUUUCUUGAAUAGUCUUUGUGCCAAGUAUUAGAUGUUAAAGGGCUAUUCGAAUUCCAGGUGGUCACAUGUUGACAUUUGUAAAACACUGGAAAGUGUAACAUAGGUGGAAACUUUUGAAAGGCACUGUUAAUACUCUGGAAUUGAAAACAGCCUUGGAAUGAAAACCAAAUAAACUAAUGUAGAGUCAUUUCUUUCUCGAACUUAUUCAGCCUCCAGGGAACUAAAGCUAUCUGCACACAGUUUCCAAACUUGUUUAAAAAACUUUAUUCAACCAAAAAAAGAAAAAAAAGUCUUUAUCAACCAAUGACAAGCCAAGAAACAGUUUUGCUAGAGUUUUAACCUGCAUCUGUUUCUACUCUGUAAGGACACAGAACGAGAGAUAAAGAACCAGAGCCUGAUCCACCAGAAGGUGAACUCAGAAUGCCUGGCAGAGGCCGAGGGGCUGCUGAAGGAUCUCUUCAUGGACGUGGACAAGUCCAAGAAGCUAAACCACCCACAGGCCACGGAGAUAGAGAAGGAGUGAGUUUACCCUGGAGUGUCACCAACGCUCGAUCAAACACAAACACAAGCAGAGAGCAUGCCAGAAGACAACACCCAAAACUAGAUACGUCACAUACCAUCAAGAUGUACCCGCCAUGAAGUAUCACUUCCACAUUCCCUCUGAGAGCUUCCCACCUGAGUGCAGCUUAAACCUUAUUCAUGUUCCAGCUUUCAUACAAAUAUGCAGCUCAAAGUACUUUAAACACACAGUAAAAAAAGACAAGAAAUUGCAAAUGAGAUACAAAUGUGGAAUAAAAAAAUCCCAAUGUUUUCAAAUUAGUAAAUGAGAAUCAAUAUUAAGUGUUCACUAAUUGUUUUUGGAGCUCGUUAGGAUCAUUUAAGGCAUGUUACAGAGUAUUCAACUAUUGAUAGUUUAUAAAUCUUAAUCUCUUCUCUCCUAUGACAGUAGAAAACUAUCCAUACUGCCUUUAAAUCUGUGGCAAGGAUUUAUGGUUGCUUAAGUAUCUUUUAAAAAUGUAAAAAAAAGACAAUUUGUAAAUGUUUACCUGUUUAUCAUUCUCAAUCUUCAACCUUUCUUCCUGCUAAAAUGAAAACAUCUUGAGAAGCAACAGACAGCUUUUAGAGCAUAAGAGAAAAAAGCCCCGCAAUGCAUGUAUUUACAAAACCCUCUCAAAUCCAGGAUGCUAUUUUAAGGGAUGGAUCAAGCAAUCCGGCUUGAUACCCUGCAGCGGCAUUGUGAGCCAUACCUGCAGAUUUCUUGUAGGUUAGUUUUUGAUAACCAAAUAUUUUUAUUUAAAUCUAAAAUACAUCUUUUUUUUUUAGUGUGAAAAAUCUGCACGACCGAUGGGUGAGGGACUGUGCCACCUACAGGAGACUUUAUGAGCGUAAGCCAAGUCUUGAGCCCACACCCAGGAUCAACUGGGGUCCUUUUCUGGACGAUCAACAGGUCAGUUUUAGCUCUUUGUCAGUGCUAAACAUCAUCUUAACGAUCGUAAGUUGACUGCUGUUCAAUCUUUUCUGAUUUUUUUCACAGAGACAGUUAAAUGAAGAGCCGUACGGCCCCAAACUGUCUGAUGUAGAGAAGCAGAUAGCAGAACAUAACAUCUUACACGAGUCCAUCGAGGCCUACAGCUCCCAGCUGCAGCCCAGCACCACCUCAAAGGUAAAAAUACACAAACUCUAAGUGCACAUGUGACAGGAGAAAAUGAUAACAUUGAAAUGAUUGUAUGAAAGUUAUUGACUUCCUGUUUUCCUAAUAACAGACAGAUUACAACAGGCUAGUCCUGGAACCUUGAAGUUUUUGAAGCCUUUUUAUUAGAUAUAAAUUAUUCAUGCUUAUCAUUUGGAAUCAAGUUUUGAAAUCUAAUUUAACUUCUUUCUGCUAAAUUUGAUACUAUCACAGUUGCACUUAAAUUACUGUAUUAACCUGAAUAUAAGAUGAGGGGAAGAAAUCACUGAUCUGUGUUUUAAUCUCCCUUAUUUUUCAGGACCAGUACCCCGCUCUGAAGGAGAAAUAUGCCAACCUCUAUGUGAGUUUCCUGACUUUAAUACGCCACUUAAGUUGUUUUAAGGAGUUCAGUCAAGUUAAAAGGGAUCUGUCUUUGUUUAUCUUGUAUGCAUAUGUUUUCAAUUUUACAGGAGAGCUCCCAGGAGAGAAAAAACAACCUGGCGUCUCUGUAUGAGUACAUGCAAAGCUGCAACAAAGAGCUGGUCUACCUGUCAGGCCAGCAGGAGAGGAUCCUGCAGAGGGACUGGAGCGAUCGGAUGGUGAACCCCCCAGGUGUCCGUACAGAGUAUGAGGUGAGGUGGGAGACAGCAGAUAAAGCAUGCUGACGUCAUAAUCGGUGCAUUAAGCUUCUUUCUUGCCCUCAUUUUGUUUGAAGGAAAGUCCUGUUUAGAGAAGCAGAAAAUUGAGUUUGUUUGUCAGUCUGCCCUCAAGCAUUAUGUUGUGAACAAGCCGGUUACAUCAACUUGUGUAACCUGUAUAGUUUGUAGUAUCUGUAGAAGCUUCUGGGAGAAUUUCUUUUGAACACUUGAAACAAUAAUUUGUUCAAAAACAUCACUCUGGUCUAAAUGCGCUCAAACAAAUUAGUCUUUAUGCAGAUGAUAUAGUGUUGUUGUUGUUUUUGUUUUAAAAGAAACAGUAUUAUUUCAAAGACAAGGAUGAUGUUUUUCAAAACACUUUUUCUGUUUUUAUGGUUUUCCACAGAAAUUCAAAACCAACGGCCUAAUAGCUCAUGAGUCUGAGAUCAACAAGCUGCAGGAGGAAGGAGACGCUCUCAUUAAAAAGAAACACCCCGGCACCCGAACAAUAAAGGUACAUUAGUCAGCUGAAGCAGAUAUCCAUCCAUCCUUGGGCUAUACCAUUAUCUCACAAAAAUUUAUCAGAUUUUGUGUUUAUUUUUUUCAACUGAUUACAUUUUAGCAUUUAAAUUGCUGUUGAGAAGAAUCUCUUGCUGCUUCCAGUGAAAGGCUAAUUUAGCUAUGCAGUGUAUUUCUGCAGUGCCUUACCCAACUGCUGAAACAGCAAAAUUUUACCAUUUAUCAAUUCUACCACCUCUUUAUCAUCCAUCCGUCUGUCCAUCCAAACAUUUAUGUAUCCAUCAACCCAUCCGGCCAUACAUGUUUCUGGCAAUACAACCUCAAUUCUACUAGAGUUUGGAUGCUGUGUAAAAUGCCUGGUGGAUUUAAUUUCAAAAAUCCUUUUAAGAUUUUCUUUUUUGAAUUGAAAACAGUGUUGAGAAAAUAUCAAAUGCUGGAAAAAAAUUCAGUUAUGUGAUGUAAUUGAAACUUACAUUGGUAGAAUCAGUAACAAAACUGUCUAACAGACAGAGGUUUUUGGAAGUGAUUUUGAGCCCAUGCAGUGACUUCUACCACAGUUAUGUUUGUUUUUGAUGCAGUGCCCCUUUAGGGCCCAAAGAUCAUAGUCAUCCAGUGCUGGUUUUCAGCCUUGUCCAUUUUGCUCAGAGAAUUUACUGGAUCUUUGAGUUAUAUAUUGUACUGUGGAUUCUCUUUUAAUACUCCGUCAUGUUAUGGCCUGUUACAAUUAACCUCAUUAGUUUGAAAAUGUUCCCUUAGGUGUCCUUUUUCUUUAAGUAUUGCACAACUUAUUCAGUGUUUCUUGUUUCCAUCUCAACUGUUUUAAAACAUAUUACUGGCAUCAAAUUCAAAAUGAACAUUUUUUUUUCAUAAGAACAAUGAAAUAUUUCAGGUCCAGUAUUUGAUAUGUGGUCUUUGUACUAUUUCCAAUUAAAUAUUGAGUUUUAACAAUCUGCAAAUCAUCACAUAUGUUUUUCAGCUCAUUUUACAGAGAAUCCUGAAAUGUUUGUGAUCAGGGUUGAAAAGCAUCAUGCAAAUAACAGCAAUGACAGUCGUGUGAAGUUUGGGCAAGAAUGUGCAGCAUGACUGAUUUUUUGUACAGUACAGAGACAGAUACUGCCAUGAAUCCUGCAGUGCUAUGGCUAUAUUAGCUGGUAUGAAUUGAAGUGUAUGUAUUACUGUUCUUUUCAGGCUCACGCAGAGACAGUGCAGGGUGAGUGGCAGGCGUUCCUCAACCUGUGUCUGGCACAGGAAACUCACCUGGACAACAUUGAGGACUACAAGAAGGUAGAACACUGCUGAAACACGAGAUAGCUAAUUUAUUAUUAUUUUUUCUAAAUCCACUCUGCAGUGUUUAAGUGUUUGUGUUUGUUUGAUACAGUUUCAGCUGGAGGCAGAGACAUUGUCUGACUCCCUGAAGAGACUCAACACCACUCUGGACCCAAAGUCUCUCGCCAACAAGAGCAACCCAGAAGCUCUGCUUAUGAUAGAGGUGCCUAGAACGAAACAACCUUACCUCCAUCCAAACAAGAUGAAAAAUUGUAUUAAUUUUAUCAAAAUAAAUUGAAUUGAGUAUUUUCAGAAACAUAGUUUUAGUUUGUGUUAUUUCUCCUCUUGUCCACCUUUAGGGAGACGAACCUGCUGUCAAGAGGAAUGAAGAGCGUCUGGCUGCCCUCAAAAAGCUCAGCAGCACCGUCCCUCCUCUGAAGUUACGUCGAGUUCAGCCCUCCAAACCUACAUCUGUGGUGUCCCUGUGUGACUGGGCUGAUGAGGAGGUAUGAUCACAGUCAUUUACAGCCUCUAAGGUGAAAAUUGAAGGAGACAGAUGGCAGAAAAGGAAAAACUUCCUUGUUACAAUCUUUAUUUUAUCAGCUUUUGUGCUUUUUUUAGGACACAGUGAGGCGGGGGGACAAGCUGACACUGAAGUCCAACUCUGACAACAAGAACUGGGUGCUUCAGAACGACAGAGGAAAGACAAAAACCCUCCCUGGAGCGUGUUUCAUGGUUCCACCACCAGACCCCGAGGCUGUGGAGGCAUUAAAGAGGUAUAGUGACCAACACAUGAAGCGCUCAUGUCUCUAUGUAGUAACGAUGGUGGAGAAAACUAUGAUAGGCUCUGAUAAAUCAUGGUUUUGGUUGUGUGUAUGUUUCAGUUUUGAAAAAGCUCUGACUGACCUGAAAAGCCGAAGAUCUGCCCUCUUGACCUCCCUAAAGAACCCUAAUGUGGAGGCAGUUCGACCCCAGAAGGCAGGUGAGGACAAAUCAGAAAACUUCUAUCUUUUUUCCACUCAUCAUCCAUAACAUAUGUAUUCUAAAAUAUCAAACAUUUUAUUAUGGAUUUAUUUCUGUUUUUGUCCCUCCUCAGCCACUGUAGCAGUACCUAAGGAUGAUCCCAGAGCUGCAGAGUUAGCAAGCGAACUAGACAGGAUCAACAAAGCUCUGGAACGCGCUGAAUUAGAAAUCCUGGAUCGACUAAGAUCCCCACUAGACAACCGCAACCCAACACAGGACCUGGCAAACAGGCUGCAGGAGCAUGAGGUAAAUUUACAGAUUUAUUUGAACAUUUUUCAGUGUAUGUUGUCCUCAGCAUUUUCGAGUGAGCCUGGCAUUUUGUGAUAAGUAACAUAGUUCUCCCCCCUUUCAGAAAUCAGUUCAGGCUAUGCGAAAGCUAGAGGCUGAGAAGUCAGCAGUCCAGAGGGAGAUGGAGCCAGUCCUGGCCAAGAAACCGCUGGGACCGACUGCCUCCUACCUGCCCAUUAAACUCAGAGCUACUACCAACAAGAUCGAUGAUAUCAACACACUUCUGGAUCUCUAUAACAAGAAGUAAGUGAAUCUAAAUACAUUUGAAGUGCAGUUUAUUUAAUCAUUGUUUUAUUAUUGUUCAGAGUUUAUUUUCAGGCUUUUUGAAAAGACAAGACAGAGAUUAUAGUAAAAAAAUUUGAUGAAGAACAGCAUGCAGCAAAAGGCCACAGAUUGGUAUCAAAUCCAGGUUACCUCCAUUGAGAGCAGUAGACUCAAUAUGAUACAUCACUACAUGAAACCAUAUAAUAAAGAUGUUAUGAUACGAUGUGAAACUGUACAUGAUGACUUUUACCUUUACUUUACUUGCACAUCUUUUCUUAUUUAUUCUAAGUUUAUUUAAAUAUGAACAAGUAUGAAGCAAGUAAACCAUUGCCACGUACCACAGCACUUCUGUGUGCCCGUCCCUAAAUCUCUGUGUACACAUAAAAAACAGAUCUAUUUUUAAUUUCUUUGUCCAGAGCUACAGCCUCCUUGUACCUCGAGAAGCAAAUGAAAAACGUGGACGACAUGGUCUCUGGCUAUGAGGAUCAGCUAGCUAACGAUGGCGCCAUUCUUAAUCAACCCAAUGCCCUCCAAAGUCGCAACCAGCAGCUGCAGGUAAUGUUCUAUACAAUGAAACCAAAAAAAGCCACAGGACCUAAAACCAUGUUAGUCAUUUUUAUUUUUGCCAAGUAGAAUCUUCGAAAGGAUUUGACUUCAAAGAAGGAUGAGCUGAACAAAUUAGGCAAAGACCUCGACUUGACACAGCAAGCAUGCAGCUCCCUGCAGCAGAGCUUUAAAGAAUACUGCCCUGACAUGCAACGCCAGGAAAAUGAGGUGAAACAGCUGAAGAACCGCUAUAUGAACGUCAGUAAUCAGCUCCAGGACAGGUGGGUAAAGAAAGCCUGCGUAAUAUGUGUACCUAUGUGUAUGUGAACUUCUUGGAUAGCCUGAUAAAACAGAUGAAUACUAAGGUCAUUUUGUGUAUGUUUUCCCAUUUCGCUGUAGGUCUGCUCUUUUAAAAGAAGCAGCUAAUAAAAACCAAGAUUUCCAGAAUGCUGCUCAGUCAUUGGAUUUCUUCUUGGUCAAUUUGCCUGAUAAUAAAAUCAAACCUACUGAUGAUGUGGCACAGAUAACAGCCAAGGAGAACUCCCAGAAGGUUUGUGAGAGUAUAACCACAGACUGUACGCAAAGAUGGACAGACAUGACAACUCCCCAGAUGGGAAGCCAAAACUUUGGAAAUCCUUCUACCAACUACUGCUAUAUAGGUCAUAAAACCCACCCCCUCCAUGUUAACAGAUGGGACAUGAAUCAAAUCACAAGAUCAAAACACACGUCAGAUAGAUUGUCUCAAACAUGAGUUUAGCACUGGUUAAGUCUUCGAUGCUAUAAAAUACAGGCAUAACCUCGUGAAUGUCCAUCUUUGUAUUUACAGCAAAUGUGAAUGAUAAUGGCAUUAUCCAACUUUAACACUAAAUUUUGAUGAAACCCAAGCUUAACAAGGUUUUUUUGAAAACUUUUUUUGUUUAGAAAGUGAUGGAAGACAUCAAGAGGAAGUCUGCUGAUCUGAACCAAGUUAACCUUCUUUCCCGGGAUCUGCAGAACGUACUAAAUGUGAGUUCAGAGAGUUUGAUUGUUCCUGUUUGUCAUUGUUGGAAAAGGUUUAAAAAUCAACACCUUGAUUGUGAAAUAUUUUUCUUUUCAGGAGUACGAGAUGAAGUCAAAUAUUUACAGAAGCGCUCUCCAUGAUGAUGAUGAUGAUGAUGACGAUGAUGAUGAUGAAUCAGGGCCAAAGAAACGUCCAACAUCAACUAUGGCACAGACUGUACAGAGAAAGGUACAGUUACAGGCUGUGAUUUCACUUUGUCAUUAUUUGUUUAUCUUUAUUAAAUUCACAGUAAUAUAAAUGUACAGAAAUUAAACACAAACUUAUUAACUUUAAAAAGCUUAAUCACACGCAUACAUAAAGCUGCAGAGUUGCAUUAUCAAAUCCCAACAGUAGUGAAGUAGCAUCAUGGAGAGGGGCAUGUUUUCUGUUACCUAUGUAAUCUUGCCAUGUGUUUUUCCUACAGGAGAGAGAUCUCCGGAACCUUUACGCUGAGGUGUCUGCAGAAAACAGCCAACUGCUCAACCAACUAGGGACAACAAAGUACAUCAAGUCCAGGGUAUGUUGUUACCAACUGAAAUAACAUCAACUCUCAUGUAUAAAUCGAACAUUUCUUCCCUGAGCUACCACGGCCAGAUGUUCUAAAAGACCCCCUUUCUUCUCUGUGUCUUUAUUUAUGCCCAGAAUGAUGAGAUGGCGAGUCAGGUAGUCAUCAAACAGCAGCUGCAGCUACAGAACCAACAAAAGGACCAGGUGGAGAGUGAAAGUCUGAAAACUGAAUUAAACGAGGAGAUUGCCAGACGUAUGCACGCUGAAAAAGAUUUGGAGACAUACCGACAGAGGCUUGUGUCUCUGAAGAGUCGGAGAGGCGUUGAGAGACUGGAGGAGAAGGAAGUGGUGCAGUACUACCGAGACCCCAAACUGGAGCUGGAGCUUAAGUCCUAUAAGAAAAGGAUAGAUGAGGAAUCAUUCAAGAGAUCAAAAAUCCAGUCAGAGAUAGAGAUUAUAAAUGAGAGGAUCAUCAAACUGGAAUUACAGCUGAGCAGAAUUGAACCCAAACUGGUGAACAAGGUCGUGACUGAGUAUGAGAGAGACCCACAGCUUGACAUAGAAGCUGAGAAGAUGAGGGAAGAGAUCCGGAGGUUAAAACUUGAGCUCCAGUCAAGGCAAAGUGAGUCAGUGCAUGUCAAAUCUGAGCUUACGGUGCUGUCCCAGCAGAAACCAAAAAUCAAGGAGAAGGUGGUAAAGAAAGAAGUGGUCAGGCUUGAAAAGGAUCCGGAGAUGCUGAAAGCUGUUCUUACAUUCAAGAGCGAACUUGCAAAUGGGGAAUCACAGGUGAAGUUGCUGAACGAUAGCGUUUUUAAAACAAGGAGCCAGAUAAACACACUGGAGAGGCUCAUUCCAACUAUCCAACCCAAGGUAGUCAGCAAGGUGGUAAAGCAAGUUCAGCAAGAUCCGGACACCAUUGAAGAGUCAAACAAACUUCGUAUAGCCCUAGAAGAGGAGAGAGAUGAGAUCUCUACAAUGACAAAGGAUCUGAACUCCCUUCAGCUUCGCUACACUGAAUUGGAGAUGCUCAAGCCCAAAGUUGAAGUCAAGGAGAUCAUCAAUGAGAUCUACAGAGUCGAUCCUGAGACCGAACUCCAGCUGGUGCGUCUGAAGAAAGAUAUGCAGGACACAAGCCGGAACCGUGUAGAGCUUGAGAAAGAAAUAACCAGCGUGAUGUCGACUCUGACUACUCUUCGCGCCCAGAAACCCAAAGUGGAAUUCAAGGAAGUGACCCAAGAGGUGAUUAAAGAGGAAAAGAGUCCAGAGAUCAUCAGGGAACUGCAAAGGCUGAACAACCAAGUGUCCCGCCUGCAGCUCAACUAUGAUACCACUCUGGAGCUGCUAACUCACCUGCGCAAAGAAAGAGAUGACUUGAAGGCCGAGAAAUCCAGAGUGGAGACCAAGCUGGUCAAUAAGGAGCUCAUUAAAUAUGAAGAUGAUCCUCUUCUUGAGAAGGAAGCAGACAGGCUGAGGAGGAUGCUAAGAGAGGAAAUUCACCAGCGACGCAGUGUGGAGGAGAUUCUCUUCGAUCUUCAGAACCAAUACAUUCUCCUUGAGAGGCAGAAACCAGAGGAGAAGAUUGUAACCAAGGAAGUGGUGAAGCUCCAGAAGGACCCCAAGCAGAUCCUGGAGCAUGAUAAGUUGAACAAGACUCUGGAUGAUGAAAUGAAAUCCCGUCGGAAGCUUGAGUUGGAGGUCAGACAGCUUAGAGCCUUGGUUCAAGACAAACAGAAUACCUUGUCUCAGAUGGAUGAUCGCCAAAAGAAGAUCAAGAUAGAGGCAGAGCUUAGGCAGGUCAAAGCUUGCAUCUUCGAACUGGAAAAUUCUCCGAAAUCUGUUGAGGAAAAGAUUGUCAUUGAGGAGGUCCUGAAAGUGGAGAGGGACCCAGAACUGGAGAAACAUGCUGAUAGCUUGCGUGCUGAUAUGGAGACUGAGGGCACCAAUAUCAACCGUCUGGAGAGGGAAAUUCGCAAUCUGAGGCACACAUUGGAAAUCCUACAAAAGGAGAAGUCACUUGAGAAAGUCGUUUACAGAGAAGUUGUCCGGGUGGAGAAAGACCCUGGGGUUGAGGCUGAACGGGACCAUCUGAGAGAUUUGGUAACACAGGAGAGAAAUCUAAGGCGGGACCUGGAGGAUAACCUGCAAAACAUCACCUUCAAAUUUAACCAUCUGCAGACAUCAAAGUCCAUGACGUCUCAGGAGGAGACACUUCUUACAAAUAACAAAGAUGCUCUGAAGAGGGAAAGAGAGGAUCUCAUGAAGGAACUCAGAAUGCUGGAGACUCAACGACAGAGCAUCAGUAUUACCUUCCAGCAACAGUCCAAGCUGAUGAGUGAGAGGAACCAGAUGGCCCGGCAAAGAGGUCUCAAAGCAACCUCUGAGAUUCAACGUCUGGAGCAAGAAAUCCUUCAUGAGAAAGACAUAAUCCACCAGAGAGAAGCACUCAUCAUUGAGUUACAGAACAGCAUCAUCAAAGAGGACCAGACUGAAACUCACACCAGAGAGACAAAUCUUUCCACAAAGAUCACCAUCAUGGAUCCAGAAACCGGUAGACCCAUGUCUCCCUAUGAUGCCUACAUGGCGGGGCUGAUUGACCGUAACCAGUACAUUCACUUGUCAGAGUUAGAGUGUGAUUGGGAGGAGAUCACUUCCACUGGUCCGGACGGGGAUGUAACCAUUCUCCAGGACCGCAAGAGUGGUAGGCAGUACCCAGUCAAGGAUGCCCUCAGGGCUGGUCGCUUGACUCAAUAUGAUGUGAUGCGCUACAAGGAAGGACAUAUCUCCAUUUCUGAGUUUGCCCUCAUGGUAGUGGGGGAAACCAAAAAGCCUUACAUUCCUCCCCCCCCCAUGACUCCAAGAUCGCCCACCAAAACAUUCCCAUCCUCUCCUUUGAAUUCCAUGCCAAGCACCAUGCGGUCCUCUUUAACCAGCCUCAAUUCACAUCUUAGUGGCAGUACGAACAACCUCAGUUCACAUCUUAGUGGCAGCGCGGGCAACCUCAGUUCACAUCUUAGUGGCAGUGCGAACAACCUCAGUUCACAUCUUAGUGGCAGUGCGCACAACCUCAGUUCACAUCUUAGUGGCAGUGCGAACAGCCUUGUAGCUGCACCUGGGGAUGAGUACUUCCCCAUCUCCGGUAUUUAUGACACCACCACCGACAGCCGUAUGUCUGUGAGGAGUGCCCUGACUCGCCAGCUUAUUGAUACCGACACAGCUCUGAAGCUGCUGGCGGCACAAGCAGCCUCAGGAGGAAUCGUAGACCUUUCCAGAAAGGACAAAUUUUCUGUUCAUAAGGCGGCUCGUGAUGGGCUCAUUGACUCUGGUCACAUGUACAAGCUUCUGAAUGCCCAGAAAGCUUUUACAGGAGUGGAGGAUCCUGUGACUAAAGAGCGCCUCCCAGUGGGACCUGCAGCAAAGAAAGGUUAUAUUCCUGAAGAGAAUGCCAGAAGAUACAUGGAGGCACAGUACCUGACCGGUGGUUUGGUGGAUCCAUCUAAAGCAGGUCGCCUUACCAUUCAAGAAGCUCUUGACACCAAUCUGAUAGACCAGAAAACUGCAGAUGAGCUGCAGGAUGAAGCCUCCUACCCGAAAGAGCUGGUAGACCCCAUAACUAAGGAGAAGAUUUCAUAUAAGCAGGCAAUGGAUCUGUGCAAGAGAGACCCUGCCACAGGACUCCUGCUGCUUCCUGCUGCCUCAACUGAUUCUUACAAUGCCCCAUCGUACUCAAGCUAUCGGUUCAAUUCCCCCUACCACAGAAUAUAAAUGGGACUCUUUUGAUGUACUACAGUUUUUCUGCUACAAUCCCUGUUCCCAGUGGCUGUGUAAUGAAACUAACUGACACACACACAAUAUUACAGGUUCAAAAUAAUAUGUUUAAACAGUGGUGGAACUGUUCAUGUGAAUCAAUGUUUUUCAGUGCUGUUUUGGGUCUGUUGUAAAAACUGAGGGUCAUUUUUGUAUUGUAUGGAUAACUUUUUGUCUGCUUUGAAGCUUCAUACUUUAUACAUGCUUAUUAAACUCCACAAACCUGAC
This is a messenger RNA of Xyrichtys novacula (pearly razorfish), 25677 nucleotides long. Lineage: Eukaryota; Metazoa; Chordata; Actinopteri; Labriformes; Labridae. The record is from the annotation of a GenBank genome assembly.